CACAAUCCGUCUACCGCGCCUUCUUGCUUCGUUUCUCCAGACAUUGACACCAUGAGCUGUAAGUUCCCUCUACUUCCGCGCGGUCUCGUCAGUCUUGUCGCCAACAUGCUUAAUCGCCUUCACGGGCAGCCCGAAAGCUACGACAAGAAGUCCAAGUACUCCUUUGGUCGAACGCUAGGUGCUGGUACCUAUGGUAUCGUCAGAGAGGCCAGCGGCCCUACCGGCAGGGUUGCUAUCAAGAUUAUAUUGAAGAAAAAUGUCAAGGGCAACGAACAGAUGGUUCUUGACGAGCUAGAGAUGCUUCAGCGCCUCAAGCACCCUCACAUUGUGAAGUUCGUCGACUGGUUCGAGUCUAGGGACAAAUACUAUAUCGUUACUCAGCUUGCGACGGGAGGCGAGCUCUUCGACAGGAUCUGCGAGCAAGGAAAGUUCACAGAAAAAGAUGCUUCCCAAACCAUCAAGCAAGUCUUGGGUGCCGUCAACUACCUCCACGAGAACAACGUCGUCCAUCGGGAUCUCAAGCCUGAGAACCUCCUAUACCUUACCCGGGAUGCCGAUUCGGAUCUAGUUCUGGCUGACUUUGGUAUUGCCAAAAUGCUGGAUAAUAAGGACGAAGUUCUCACCACUAUGGCCGGCUCGUUCGGUUAUGCGGCGCCCGAAGUUAUGCUCAAGCAGGGUCACGGCAAGCCUGUCGACAUGUGGUCAAUGGGCGUCAUAACGUAUACCCUCCUCUGCGGCUACUCGCCAUUCCGCUCCGAAAACCUUCAGGACCUCAUCGACGAAUGCAGCAGCGGCAGCGUUGUCUUCCAUGAGCGCUACUGGAAGGACGUUAGCAACGACGCCAAGGACUUCAUUCUGAGGCUUUUGCAGCCCAAGCCAGAGAACCGGUGGACAAGCCAGCAAGCUCUGGCUCACCCCUGGCUGCGCGGCGAUUCCGCAACCAACCACAACUUGUUGCCCGAGAUCAAAGCGUACCUUACCAAGGCCCGCCUUAGACGCGGCAUCGAGAUGGUCAAGCUUGCGAACCGCAUCGAGGCGCUCAAGAUGCAGGAGGACGACCCCGAGAACACUGAUAUGCCCGGCGACGCGACACUUGCCGCCGACCAGGCCCAGUCCCGCCACCAUGCUCUAUCUGUGGCGAGCACCAAGGGCGGAUCCUCAGACGCCGAGAACGCCACCGCGCCCGCCGAAAAGCGGACACUCUCCAAGACUAUCAAGACGGCCAUCUUCCGCGAGGUUGUUUUGGCUAAGGUUCGCGAGAUGAAAGAGGCGGAAGAGGCCAACAAGCUAAAGGAAGAGGCGGAGACGAAGGCGAAGAGCUUCCAAGCCUAGAGGAGCUCGUGUAACAAUAUAGGCAUAUGAGGGUGGGUUCUUGCUGAUGUUGUCGUUGAUGUUGUUUUAUACCAAAGCAUGCACAUCUCUGGAUGCAUGCGGAUAUGGAGUGAGCGUACGGGGGCACAUUGCGCGUCUUUGGUUGGGUUCUGCGUGGCGAGCUCUGGUACAAUACUAGGCUCUAUGUUUGAUAUUGGGCUUGAGCGCUUUCAUUUCUCAGGAUAUCCGGGAGGAAGCGGAAGUCACGACUCCUGUGUUCUUGGGGACCAAUUUUACUCGACGAGAAUUCCUGCAGCGGUUCGCCAGCGUUGAAUAUAAUAUUAGCAAAUCUUUCUCGUG
Molecule: messenger RNA, 1671 nt
Organism: Neurospora tetrasperma FGSC 2508
Lineage: Eukaryota; Fungi; Ascomycota; Sordariomycetes; Sordariales; Sordariaceae
Product: calcium/calmodulin-dependent protein kinase
Exons: 6
Coding region: 106-1332 (408 amino acids)
Biological process (GO): cellular response to oxidative stress; protein phosphorylation
Molecular function (GO): ATP binding; calcium/calmodulin-dependent protein kinase activity
Source: RefSeq, a predicted model, not a curated record